Messenger RNA from Phytophthora infestans T30-4, 1617 nucleotides. Its product is annotated as myb-like DNA-binding protein, putative. Gene Ontology annotation, molecular function: DNA binding. The record is from RefSeq and is a predicted model, not a curated record. Lineage: Eukaryota; Oomycota; Peronosporomycetes; Peronosporales; Peronosporaceae. Bases 1 to 1617 code for a protein of 538 amino acids. The transcript is spliced from 7 exons.
AUGACCAUCUCCACACGUAUCCGUGGCGAGCUCUUCGCCACGACCAAGCCAAGCGUCGACAUUGAGCCUGCGAGUCCGCAACUCAUUCGGCUACCGCUCACACGACCACCAAAUGUGCCCAGCAGCAAGAAGAAACCCCAGAAGAAACCCAAAAAAUUGACAAAGCCCACGAAGUUUAAAGUGAAAAAUGAAUUGGAAGAUCGACAAACGCCGCACCGUCACGGUUUGCCAUGGACGACCGACGAGCACGAUCGCUUCUUACAGGGAUUAGAGCGCUACCCGUCCGGCCCCUGGAAAGCUAUCGCGGCCUUUGUGGGCACCCGCACGCCGCGCCAGACCAUGACGCAUGCACAGAAGUACCGUCAGAAGAUCCAGCGUCGUCGUCGAGGACUCUUGACCUCUUCGCGGCAGCCCGUGCCCGUGACGUCGGAGCUGUACGGAGGACUCACGAUCACUACUAACGCUACAGACUGCGAUGCAGUGACCAGAACGUCGCCAACGUCGCUGGACGCAGCACUAAAAUCGACUGAUCAGCAAAUAUCUCCGCUUGAGAGUAACUGGUUCGAUAAGGUGAAAGUGAAAGUGGCGACUGUGUCGAUCUCCGUGCGACCUACGACCAUCUUCGAUAAUCAGGACGUGACGGCACCGUACACGCAAUACAUUUUCAAACUCCGGAGUGCCACAAACACUAAAGAGGGGUGGAAGCUUCGUAAACGGGACUCGGACUUCCAGCUAGACGUGUUGCUUGGCGCACCAGAAGCAUUGAAAGGCAACUUCCUCGAGGAAAUUGUAUGUGUUAACGCGGUUUUCGUCGAGAUUGAGCGGUUCUUGGAGAUCCCACCGGAGCGCAAGGCCAUUGAGGCCAAGUUGACCCGAGCAGUAAAGGCAUUGAACGAUGGCUGGAUUCGUCCUGAAGAUAUGGCCAUCACGGAGUUCCUGGACGACGAGACCAAGGAUCUCAUCUGUAUUCCAUGCAUCUCAAACUCGCUUCAGCAGCAUCCUUCGACUCCAACACUGUUGCUACAGGUGCCAACUCGAACAGCCGAAUCGACGAAAGGAGAACGCUGGACAGAAGACGAGCACGAACGAUUCCUGCUCGGUAUGGAGCUUUUCAAAGAGGGGCCCUGGAAAAAGAUCGCUAACGUUGUCGGCACCCGCGAUACUCGACAGACCAUGAGCCAUGCACAGAAAUAUCGCCAGAAGAUCAAGCGACGCAAGUUGGGGCUGCCGGCAACGGAACCACCACGUCGUGCUGAUGAAUCUCGUGCUACCUCCACUACGAAAAAGUUGCGAGCGACGAGGCCAGCUGAGACCGUAACAACAGCAACAGGUUCGCCACGGGAAGCGCUGGAUGACGCGCCACGUGUGAUGAGUGGAAGCGAGCGAAGUCUUGCGGAGAGCAGCACUGUAGACAGUGCGGACGGCAACACUCAGGGUUCAAUAACCGAGGCAGACACUAGCGCGGAUACUAGGAUGAACCAGCAACUCGACACGACAGAGCCGCUUGACAUCGUCUCGGUGGUCCACAAUAGCUGGCUCGGGCCAGAUGAGCUGUGGGAUUUCCUCGAUGGACGUCCGAUCGCUCUGCCUGAUGUGGUCGUAGUGCUGAAAGGAUGA